AGGUGUUUCUGCGUUUCGUGAGUUUUCGCUUCCGAUUGUUCUUCCCACCGGAAAUUUUCUCGACGAUCGCGUGCGCGAGUGGCUUAGAGGCAAACUUUUGAAAACGUGAAAAAGUGGGGACGAUAUUUUCGCAAUAACUGUGAGUGAUCAACAAUAGCAGCGAUCGUGAGUGGGUGACUAUUGUGCACGGGAGUUUGACACUUCAGUGAUCGCGAAGUGGUUUGUUUACAGUCAGAGCAUCGCGCCGGGACGCCGUGGUUUAUUUACCCACAUCGAACGCAUUUACCGGAGAAGGAGGAUGAUGAUGGUGUGACGUGAACCGUGAAGCGACAACAACUGCCGAACGUUCAAAAGGGGAUUAUUGGUGGUGUUUUUCGGCGUGGAAUGUCUCAAUCGUUAUCGUCGUCAUACGGGCGCGGAUCGAAGAGGGUUCAUUUAUCUUAAUGGAAUAAAGUGGUGAUUCGUACUCGAAAGAGAGAGAGAGAGCUUCGGUGUUUGUGUUUUUGAUUGUUGUCAAAUGGAAGAGCAGGGGGUUGUGUUGUGAUGGUACCAGAUUGUGGUUUUCUGUUGAUUAAGUAAUGAUCAUUGUGUAAGAGUCGGUUUUCGGUGGUGAUUGAUGGAAUGAGAAGAAUUGUGACAGCCGGAGAACGCUUGGAUUAACGACACACGUAACAAAGCGGGAUUAAAGGACAAACAGUUCGCAGUCUGGCGUCCGUCCAGGUUGUCCCGCUCCUCGUUGCUGCACGUCAAAAUGCUACUGUCCCUGCGGAGGACGGGCAGCACGAAGCAGCUUCUAUGAGGUGCCUUAGGAAGAAGAUGAGCCAGGUCUUCUCGCUGUCCCUUCGAUACAAACGGACCCUGCAAGCAAUGGCGGCCGGCACCUUCCUGAUCUACAUGACUCUAGUUCUGUACCAGAACGUCUACGGCUACAGCGGUGGCAAUAGUGUACAGGAACUGCAAUACAACUCGCUGGAUUCGGCGGCGGCAGCAGCAGCAGCGGAAAAUGUGAUAGCCAAACGGGAUAACAGUGUGGUGAAUGGUGGUAGUGAUGGUGGUGAUGAUAGCGCCAACGGUUACGGCGGCAAUGUGAUCCAUAAUAGGCUUAUCAGUAGCAAUAGUGUUGGUGUUAGACAUCAUAGCAAACCGACCCGGUCGGACUAUUACGAUUCGUACCAGAAUGGGCAGCAACCGGCGGUCACGGGGACACCGAAGCCGCCGACGACCGAGCUGGACGAUCUGCUGAUCAGCGUCAAGACGACCAAGGGGUACCACGACACCCGGCUGGAGAUGAUCACCAAGACGUGGUAUCAGCUGGCGAAGGAACAGACGUGGUUUUUCACCGACACCGACGAUCAGCACUAUCAAAAGUUGACGAACGGUCACAUGGUCAACACCAACUGCUCGCAAGGACACUUUCGGAAAGCGCUCUGCUGCAAGAUGGGAAAGGAGUUCGAGUUCUUUCUCGACAGUGCCAAAAGAUGGUGGUGCCAUUUCGACGACGACAACUACGUCAACGUGCCACGGCUGGUGCGACUGCUGGACGAGUACAGCCCCACGCAGGACUGGUACCUGGGGAAGCCGAGCAUCUCCUCGCCGCUGGAGAUCUUUCUAGAUAAUACCAAAUCAUCGACGGAGGUGAACAAGAAGGUCACGUUCUGGUUCGCGACCGGCGGGGCCGGGUUCUGCAUCAGCCGGGCGCUGGCGCUCAAGAUGCUGCCGAUUGCGAGCAGUGGCAAGUUUGUGGCCAUAGGCGAUAGGAUUCGCUUCCCGGAUGACGUUACGAUGGGUUUCAUCAUCGAGCACAUCCUCAAUGUUCCUUUAACCGUGGUGGACGCGUUCCACUCGCACCUCGAACCAAUGGAGUUCAUCCGACCGGAGACGUUCCACGAUCAGGUCUCCUUCAGCUACGCCCGCAUGAAGAACGAAUGGAACGUGGUCAAGGUGGAUGGGUUCGAUCUGAAAACGGACCCGAAACGAAUCUACUCGCUCCACUGCCAUCUGUAUCCCUUCUUCAGCAUAUGUCCCAAGACGACGAUCAAACGGAGAUGAUGAUGCCACAACGACACAAUUAUUCUAGCUAGCCAAGAUUAGCUAAGGAGCGCCAAACCAAAAUCGACGACGUGAGGAAAAUCCUUUCAAACUGGAAAACAACAAGAACCGACACCAACGUUGAGUUCUAAACAAGAAAAAAAAACGGAAUCAAACUACAACACUGUCUGUGAUUGAAAAUAAUGAAUUUUGUUUUGUAAUAAUUUGUAGUAGUCAAGAUAAUAUGUAAUAUUGUAGCAAGGCAAAGGUGAUGCGAAAAGAACAAAACAAAACAAGCAAAAACAAGAAGCAAGAUGCAGGUGAAGCAAUGCGGGCCUACCUAGGAGGAGCCCAUCUAGUCCCUUAUGUGCAGCUGUUUUAGUGUUUUAGCGAAGAAACGGGAAACGUUCUUCCUUCCUAGAUAAAAUUUGACAAACGAAUGUAAAUAUAGCAAAAAUGUGAAACGUACUAAAAAUCAUAAAUACUUCCUCGAAACGAUGUGCUCUAUUAUAUGGAAAGGCAAUGUUGUAAUAUGUAUCUUUUGUUUUAGACGAAUCAAAAUAGUGUAAAUAAGAAGAAGAAAAAAGACGAACAAGUGUAAUUGUAUGUAGCAUACUUCGAACAGAAAAUCAUUGUUUUUAUCAUGUUAGGUGUACGUAAACAUUGACUAUUGUUUUAAAGAAAAGUAAAGCGAAAUUGUGUUAAUAAAUCAAUAAUUUAAAAAUA
Ochlerotatus camptorhynchus is the source of this 2754-nucleotide messenger RNA. It is a transcript of the gene fng, whose product is annotated as Fringe glycosyltransferase. The transcript has 8 exons. The record is from RefSeq and is a predicted model, not a curated record. The coding region runs from base 796 to 2049 and encodes 417 amino acids. NCBI's taxonomy places the organism in Eukaryota, Metazoa, Arthropoda, Insecta, Diptera, Culicidae. Gene Ontology annotation, biological process: regulation of Notch signaling pathway. Gene Ontology annotation, cellular component: membrane. Gene Ontology annotation, molecular function: O-fucosylpeptide 3-beta-N-acetylglucosaminyltransferase activity.